UGAUUCCAAACAAACUACUCAAUGUAUUUGUUGUUUCGGGGAUCCUUCAACCUCUCCGGUUUCGACGUGCCGUCGAUUUUGCGCCGAAUGGAAUUGUAAAUUUGUUAACGCCUGCCUAUAAGUGCUAAAAAAUUGGAAAUGUAGGAAGAAGAGUGCAGAGAAUAUGCCUGAGAUUUUGUGGAAUCAAACACUGAGGUCAUCAGGAUAAAGUUACAAGGGGAUCAAGAAACACCAUGCAGCUGACAUUUGACACCUUUGGGUUUUUGUUAGAGAGAGGUGCUGUGGGAGGACCAAACAUAGUCCUUCAGUAAUAGAUGGCGGCAGGUGCACCCUCACCCCUGGCCAGCUCUGUUGAGAAGACGAAUGGAGCAAAGCUCAGCAGACUUCUCAUCGAUGGUGGGACAACAGUUCUGAGGACCAUUUUUAAUGGCUAUCACCCUCUUGCUAAUCUUCCUGCUGGUCUCAAUGCCAACUACUCCACCUUGAAAACUCUCCUAAGGAAAAAGGUCCUGUGUACAGCUCAGUGGGAAAAACUGUUCCCAUCUGGCGGAGUAGCACCAGACUCUAACACUUUUGACAUCACUCUCCUAUUUCUUCUUCUCACCAACAUUUGUGGACUAUCCCCUCCUCUCUCGGGUUGGCAUUCAAAGCCAUCUCCAAGUGACAAAUCUCUUGAGGCAAACCUUGCUCGUGUUAAGUUCUUCCGUAAUGAGUUGUACGGUCACGUGUCUAGCACUGGCAUUGACACACCCACUUUCUCUUUUCUGUGGCACGAACUUAGUGCCGUUUUAGUUGCUCUUGGGCUGGACCAGGUAGAAAUCGAUCGAUUGAACGCAGAAAACAGUGGAGAAGAAGAUUAUCUUGAUCUGUUACUUGAAUGGGCUAAAAGUGAAGAGGAUAUUAAGUCAAAGCUGAUGAAAACCUUGCAACAACUCAAACAUGCAGCAGAAAGGGUGGAAGACCAGAAAAACAACAGCAGAGUGGAAGAAAUUCUUAAGAAACUUGUACAGAUCGACACAGAAAAAGAUAUCGUUUAUCAUACAGAAAGGUAUCAAAAAGGAACUCGUUUAACGAUUUUACAGAAAGUAGAGAACUGGCUGGUUGAUGAAAGGUCCCAAAAUCGUGUGAUGGUGAUCACUGGAAAUGCAGGUAUGGGAAAAUCCGUUAUCUCCGCAGUUUUGUGCAGAAAAAUGCAAGAAGCAGGAAGAUUAUCAGGGUGCCACUUUUGCCAGCAUGAUAAAGCACGCCAUAGGAAUCCUAAAAUAAUGCUUCAGUCUUUAGCUUGCCAAUUAUCUGAUUGUCUGCCUCAGUAUAAGAACGUUCUCGUGGAGACUCUUUCAAGAAACCUGGGCGUGGAGCCCAACGAUAUGGAAGUCAAGGACCUGUUUCAGUUGCUGUUUGAGGAACCUUUCAUAAAGUUACAAAAGUUGUCUCCAAGUAGAAAUAUUGUCAUGGUAAUAGAUGGAGUAGAUGAAAGUGAAUACCAGGGACGUAGUGAGCUGCUUGACGUUAUUUCUAAUCACUUCCAUAAGCUGCCAAAUUGGAUUCGAUUUCUUGUGACGACUCGGCCAGAAAUGAACAUCGCAGAUAGUCUAAACUUGUUUAACCCUGUUCAACUGGAACAAAACGAUGAAGAUAACGUAAGGGAUAUAACACUGUUAUUUGAGAGAAAACUAAGUCAUGUAAUUCAAAAAGACUACCAAGACAUCGUCAUAGGUGAACUGGUUAGAAAAUCCGAAGGUCUCAUUUUACAUGCUCAGUUGCUAGUAGAUUUCCUCAAACAAUAUGCUUUCCCUCUCGACCUCAGCUUGCUAGACAGCACCUUACCCUCUGGUAUUUCGACAGUUUACCACACCUACUUUAAACGUCUAGAGAAUGAACUUUGCAACGAACUGAGCAUCAAAGAGGAAGGGUUUUUCAGGUUCCUGAGUACCCUUGUGGCUGCGAGAGAGCCUUUAUUGCUAGGUUAUGUUGCCGAAUUGAUGUUCUCGGGUACCGUUUCUUUAGCGGAUAGCCGAAGAUUAAGGAAAGCAAUCGUGAGCAUAUCCGCUUUGCUGCCCAUUCGAAAUGGCCGCAUUCACUUCUUUCACAAGUCAGUUAGAGACUGGUUGACAGACAUGACCACCUAUGGGAAACACGACUUUUUGGUGGAAGAAAAGGAGGGCCACCGUAUUCUUUCUAGACUUUGUGCAGAAGACGUCGACGAGGUUAAGCGUAAAGGUGUUGACGGGCAACUCAGUGAUAGGACAACGUACGCCCUUCAACAUUGUGUUCAGCACCAGAUAUCAGCUUUAGAAGUAAAUACCAUAGCGUCCCACCUUCAGGAAAUUGUGCAGAAGUAUAUUUUAGACUUAGAGCUGGUAUAUGCAAAACUCUGUGUCAAUAAUACGACGGCGUCUGAAGAUAUCAUUUAUCUUCAGAAGCAAGGAUGGCUUGGAAAGUUGGACCCAAAGACGCAGUGCUCCCUCGAUACCCUAUUAUUUUUGUUAAGGAGGGACAUUGCAGAUUUGACAAAACAUCCCCACUUGAUCCUGCAAAUUGUACUGAAUAAAGGAGGUUUUGAGCUCUCUUCUGAAGCGUCAAACCUCUUGGAGACGAAAUAUUCCGAAAUACCACACAUGAGAUAUAUACACGAGGAAAGACAUCAAGAGGUUGUUCAGGUCCGUUUUCAAUGUUCAUCUCGAGUAGUUUGUUUCGAUGUUUCAACACAGUUGGACUAUUUAGUGAGCGAAUGUGCCAACGGCACCAUUCAGCUUUGGUCACUUCACACUGGUAAGAUGCUAUGGCAGCGUCCGGCAAGGGUGUUUAAAGAUUUCCGGACGUCGAAGUGGAGAAGCUUUCCACUGUCCCACUACCGCUCUGUUGUUUUUCAUCCUACAAAGGCAUUCGUCUUACCAGGAGUUCUCAGCCAUGCCUACACCCUUGAUGGAGAGCUGAAACCACUCUUUCCAAAGAGCGGUUGCCGUUUCACGAUGUGCUCGCUUUCUGGAGAUGGGAGAGAGAUGCUGACUGAUUGUACUGGUGACGAUCAUCGUAAUUGCAUUGUUUUGUGGAGUCUGGACGAUGGUUCUGAAAUUACUCGCACCACUAGAUCCGAAGAUGUCUUGUCAUUUGCAUGGUCUCGAAAUGGAAGGCUACUUGCAAUCUCCACUGCAAGCGGUUCAAUUUGUUUAGUUGAUGUAAAAGAUGACUUUCGAACUCUAACUGAAACAACCACCUCUGAAGCCUGUGGAAUGAUAAAGUUCUCUCCCGAUCAUCAGUAUCUAUUUUGUGUGCAUGUUUCUAAAUCUUAUUUUACGCGAGAAUUUUGUUUCCAUGUCGACAAAAAGGAGAAUCCCAAGAACUCUUGGGUAGAUCUUUCUCCGGAGAAAAGUUUACCUGAUGUGGCCAGAAGAUGCGAUGCACCUAGUAUCUGCGGGUUUCUGUUGGGAGAUCCAUUUUCAUGCUUUUCUCCUCAGACGCCUCCGCUAAUAGAAUUUGUAUUAGAUGCACACUCUGUAGUUAUGAGUAAUUUUUCGAAAUCGAACGUAAUUGAAGUAUUGAAUGUAAACAAAGAGCGGGAAAACUCCCAGCUUGCAUCUAGACGUGUGAAUACUUCGUCAACGAGCAUUGCAAUCUCACUGAACGGUGAGACGGUUUAUGUUGUGAAUGAUGCUGAUAUGCCAACUAUAACGGUGUUCGAUGUUUCAAGUGGAAAGCUCAAAGCCAAGAAAAGCUUUGAUAAGAAGGGCACCAUUUAUCUCACACCCGUAAAAGGAGGUAUACUGGUUACAGCUCGUGACGACACUCCCAAGCUGUGGAAUUGUCAGUUGUCAAAAUGCAUCCGAGGUUGGUCCAGCUUAGACAAGAUAGCAGAGAUUCUUACUGUAUCAGAUGAACACGUAGCGUGUGUCAGAGAAAGAGUUGAAGUCAGUAUCAUAGAUACAGCGAGCGGCAAAAUUGUGUCUAAAAUUCCUACUGGUUCAAGGGAAUGUAUCGCAUGUAACAGUAAAUUCCAGGUGAUGUCCUCUGACGGUCGCACUGUUCAGUUGUCUGAAGGUACAGCAGUUCUGUGGGAGAAGGAGCAUUUGGACUAUUUUUACGGGAGUUUCUCUCCUGACGAACGCUUGGUAAUUUUGGAAAACUGGCCGUUCAUUACUAAUGUACUUGUACUUAGUGCAUAUACAGGAAACGCAGUGUGUUCCAUUAACUUCGACGCGAUUCCUUUUGGGUGUGAGUUUAUUAGUGAAGAGGAAAUGGUUGUUACCUCAACUGUCGGUACAGGUUAUGGUUUACAACUCUUUCACGUUAAGACUGGAGAUUUGCUUAGCGUUCUACACCUGGAGAGCAAGCCUUCCUGUUUAGCUACUCGUCCUCAUAAGCGACUCGUCGCUGUUGGUUUGGAAAAAUCCGACCCAUGCUUCAAACUUGUGCAGGUAAAGCUGCCUCGUGACAGAGACGAUAUGAAAAACAGUAGUGUCAGCAGGACCUCGGAGAUCUUAGAGAACAGUCGUAGGAAAAGAUGUGUUGUCAUGUAGUACAGGCCUCAAAUAACUAUGUGAGACGGAUAAUGAAACAAAUGGAGAGAUACGAGUGAAAAGAAUUGGAAACUACUAUUGCGCAUGCGUCCAGCUUUUCAACAACCUUCCUGCUAGAGAGAGCGAUGACAGAUUAGGUGUAUUUAUACCGAAGUCAGUGAAAUUAACUUUUUUUAUAGAGUCCCGUAAGAUAUCAAGUGCCAUACGCUAAAGAAAUUACUCUAGAGAACAAAUUUCUUUUUGAGGAACAAGAUUAGACAGCGAUUCUAGCUAAAUGUAGAUUCCUUUGGAGACUUUUUAUUUGAUGGUGGGGCUUGCUAGUCGAGUAAAUUGGAAUUACAUGAAAAGAUUUUAAUUUGUAAAAUUUUCAGUUGCCAGUGUGACGUUUCUGUGUAUUGAACAAAAUAAAUUUGCAUGUUAUUAUUUUUGUAUCAAAAACUAUACAAAGAAGGUAUACUUUAUGGUUGUGGAAAAUUACUAGAAUUUUUCUAUUUUGAACAACACCAUGAUGGAACAUAUACUUUUGUAUUAAACUUUUUUUUUCAAGUUAUUCAAAGUUAAUUGUAUCAUAGCUUAGUUAUAUCAUUGAAGUUAUUGCGCAGUAGGAGCGGUAAAUGUAAUUAAAACGUUAUUAUGUGCCAAGGUCCCUGCCUUUUUAUUAUAUAGCUGAGCUAGUUGAACGCGAUCAUCUCUUAAGAUCAAAGUAGUUAAAGCUGGUUUCACGGGGUUUCUUGGUCAGCCGAAAGCACCCGCCUCUAGGCUGUAGGAUAAGAGAACAGAGCAUCUUCGUCCGACUUAUGUUUUUAAAAAACUUACGGUUAACUGGGGAGUCUGUUGUACUAAACUUGAGAAAAUCUUACCCUAAACCCACGGUACUGCACCCGAAGAAAAGUCUUUAGGCCAACGCAUUCCGGUUUCUAGGCCCUUUCUUUCACCUCAUUGGCCGCGGGGUGGGUGGGAACUUUAUUAUGUGCGGCACGUCUUUUGAGGAUGUUAUUGUUUUAAAAUUGAUGCACUUAAACUAUGUACCUUUUUGUUUUGACAUCCAUAAGGAAUACCUUAUCAAGGAAAGAAAAAAAAAAUUGCGUUAAACAUGAGAAAAUUGUGUGAGACAGUUCACUGACUGCACUGAAGACCAAUCACAGCCCACCUGCCAACAAAAUAAUAUACUAAGCACCUUUAGGUAGAAUUCUCCUACAGAAAAGAAAAUAACUUUCAAUUCUUUCUACUCAGCAGAAGUAGUUCAAGUGGCAUGAUCGUCAUUUCAUUAUCACCAUCGUCAUGAUCGUUUUCGUCGUCGUCAUCGUCAUCGUCGUCAUCACCGUUAUUAUUUAUGUUUUAGUUGUCAUACGAAAGUAACUACGGCCACCCUGGCCUCUGAACGUUUCUACGGAAAUCAGCUUUGUGCUAGGACUUGAUAUAUUUCUGCAUAUUAAAUGAUUAAGCUACGCUAUGCUAUCUAAGUGUGACCAAUAACUGUACGGUGAUUUGAUCAUAAGGGGUAUUUUCCAUAUUGUACAACAUGUAUUAUUUUCACAGUGAUCAAUAAAAUAUUGUCCCCGACA
This is a messenger RNA of Stylophora pistillata, 6082 nucleotides long. RefSeq lists its product as uncharacterized. NCBI's taxonomy places the organism in Eukaryota, Metazoa, Cnidaria, Anthozoa, Scleractinia, Pocilloporidae. The record is from RefSeq and is a predicted model, not a curated record. Gene Ontology annotation, biological process: signal transduction. Gene Ontology annotation, molecular function: protein binding.